AAAAAAAAAGCGAGACCCUUGUGCACGCCUGCGUCCUAAAAAAAACAUUUGUGCGCCUGCAGCGCCGAAUCCCUCUGCCCAACGAGCUCGCCUCACCGUCGGGCCGGCCGGGCUGCCUCACCGCCGUGACACCGGAGCUCGCCGCGGAUCGCCCCCAAGUCCCCUCCGGAACUCGCCGCGCGCCGCCCCCCAACUCCCCCUACCCCAAGAAUCCCCCGAAAUCGCGCUCCCACUUCCGCUCUCCCUCCCUCGCCUAGUUGACUCCGUCACGCAGGGCUUCUUGCGGCGGCGCGAGGCAACCUGUUCGACGAAAUGUCCAGGAGGCUGAGCGAGGUGGGAAGCACGGCGGCCGUGGGCGAGCACCGCAUCGGGGACCUCCCGGACGACCUGCUGGCGUACCUGAUGUCGUUCCUGCCCUCGCGCGACUCCGUGCGGACGUGCGUGCUCGCCCGGCGCUGGCGCCCGCUCUGGAGGUCCGUGCCCGCCCUGCGCCUCGAGGACGACCCGCGAGGCGACGGCGGCCCCAGGAGCAAGUUCGUCGACGAGCUGCUGCGCCGCCGCCACCCGACACCUCUGAACCUAUGUGACAUCUGUUCUGAUUACGACACCUUUCACUGCGAGGAGGCGUUCACACGCAUCAAGCCGUGGCUCCGGUACGCCUUCUCGCAUGACGUUCGGGCGCUGCGGGUCGUUGCUGGUUCGUUGACGACCAACCUGGUUCUCGUCUCCUCGCACCUGAAGAGGGUAGAGCUUUGUUUCAUGCAGUUUAAAGGCUCUGUGAAUUUCACGGGCUGUCGGGUGCUAGAUGUGUUGGAGAUGAAAGGUUGUAACAUCCUUGCGAGCAUCUUGUGCCAGUCAGUACGACAUCUUACCGUCAAAGGGGGGUGUUUUGACGAUAAAAUCCGCCGUCGUAUUUCUGCCCCAAAUCUCAUCAGCUUGAAACUAGCUCCAUGCCAGGGUCUGACUCCGUUGCUUGAUAGCAUGCCAUCGCUGGUGACAGCAUCUGUUGAAUCCUUUGAUCAGCAGUAUCAUUACUGUUUUGAUGUACCAUGUGAAGGGUGUGAUAGGCAGGCAAGAUUUCCUGUGGUUUUGGAAGGCUUGUCUGCUGCUACAAAUCUGGAGUUAACAAGUGAUGAUCAGUUAUGUAUUUUCAGAAUGGAUUUGAAAUGGUGCCCCAUGUUUAGCAAGCUCAAAUGCUUGUUGCUGAACAAAUGGUGUGUGGCUGAUUAUUUCACUGGAUUGGUUUACUUCCUCCAGCACUCACCAAUUCUAGAGACGCUGACACUUCUGCUUGAUUUUCAAACUCACGAGAAAUGGCAUGUGAUGGAAACAUAUGGAAUCUAUGACCCAAAGGAACAAUCACCACUAUUGAAGCAUCUCAAGGUAGUCAAAAUCAUACGCAGCUCGACAAAGGAAGAUGUUAUAGUUGACCGUAUCCUAAAGAUACUCUCUGCCCAUGGAGUGCCUUCCGAGCAAAUUGACAUCCAAUAGAACUUUCUUCUGCUUUCGACUGCUUCCAUUUUGAGCUGGCUCUGUGUCCCUGGAUCGCACCAGGAAGGAAGUUGCUGCGUUUUUGUCUACCAUACCACCCCAGGAUGCGCCUCCCCGUGUCCUGUUCAUAUAUAUGACCUUAUAUGUAAACAGUUGUAUGUAUGUCUUGCUUGGAUGCAGUCGGAGCAUGUUGUUAUAGUGUCUGUCACCGUGGUCCUGCUGGUGUGCUUUAUGCUCAUUUCCUCAACUCGGCGGCAAGCCUGAGCUGCCAAGAUGAUGUUUCAGGGACCCUGUCUACUGUUUGUUGUUCCAGGAUCGCGCUAGGUUGAUUCCAGAACUAUAAAUUCUGCCUUGUGGCUAGGAUCGGCUUCCAGAUGCAUGUGUAUACUAACCAAAACCACACCCUUUGCAUAUCUUCUUAUGUCUCUCCCCCCAAAACACAGAGAUACACCCUUGUGGAAGUUGCUUGAACCAAAGGAUGAAAGAUGUUUCUUUU
Molecule: messenger RNA, 1987 nt
Organism: Aegilops tauschii subsp. strangulata
Lineage: Eukaryota; Viridiplantae; Streptophyta; Magnoliopsida; Poales; Poaceae
Product: F-box/LRR-repeat protein At3g26922-like
Molecular function (GO): protein binding
Source: RefSeq, a predicted model, not a curated record